AUGCAUAAUCUCCGCAUUGUCCAGGAACUUGGAUCUCAGCUCCAGCAAUGCGCCAAAACGCGAUCGCUGCUCCAGGGCAAGGAGCUCCACCGCGAAGUUCACAAGAAUGGCUAUGGCGCUCACACAUUCGUCGCGAAUUCUCUGAUCCAGAUGUAUGGCAGCUGCCAGUGCCUGCAAGAAGCCCGAUCAAUCUUCCACAGCAUCCGCAAUCGAAAUAUUUACUCGUGGACAAUCUUUCUUGUCGCCAGUGCCGAGAAUGGGGAUCUCGAUCACGCCAAGAUUGUCUUCAACAGGAUGCCGGCUCGAAAUCUUGCAUCCUGGAACGCUCUCAUCGCUGCCUGCGCGCGAAACGAUCAGUGCCAAGACGCAUUGGAGAUUUUCUACCGGAUGAGCCUGCAGGGAGAGCGUCCAGAUGAUCUUACCUUCGUCAGCGCUAUCGAUUCUUGCGGGAUCUUGCGAUCAUUGCGAGAUGGGAAGCUGCUCCACGAGCAAACCCUCGAGGCCGGCCUUGUCCACAACACCGCUGUAGCGAACACGCUGAUCACAAUGUACGGAAAAUGCCAGCGUCUGGACAGCGCUUGGAGCGUCUUCGCGGACAUCCCCAAUCCAGACGUUGUCUCUUGGACAAGCAUCGGCACAGCAUUUGCCAGGAACGGAUAUUUCGAUCGAUCGCUGGAGCUCUUCCAAGAAAUGCCCGUGGCGAAGAAUGUCGUCUGCUGGAGCGCGAUCAUCACCGCCGCGGCGCGAUGCGAUCGCCACAGCGCAGCAUUCCAGCUCUUCCAGGUGAUGGAUCAAGAAGGCGCAAGACCUAACACUCUGAUCUAUUUGACGCUCCUCCAGGGAAGCCAUUCCACCUCUACGAUUAGGGCGAUACACUGUACGGCCGAAGAGGACGAAGAACUGGCCAGGGAUUCGAACCCCGCCGUGAUGAACGCCGUACUCUCUGCGUACGGCAGGUACGGAGACCUGGCCAGAUCUUGGGCCGUGUUCUCGCGGAUGGAAAGAAGAGAUCCAAUCACCUGGAAUUCAAUCGCGACUGCUUGUGCGCAAUCUGGAGAUUUCGAUGGAGCGAUGCGUGCGCUCGAGAGAAUGCCGCAGUGGGAGAUCUCGUCGUGGAACAUAGGCAUCGCGGCAAUUGCCAAGGGUGGCGCGACGGCGUCGGCGAUCUCUUUCUCUUUCCGGAUAAAUCUCGAGGGAAUCAAGCCCGACGGCGCCACAUUCAUCGCGCUGAUCGAUUCAUGCGCAUCGCCCAAUUCGCUGCCGGAUGCCAAGAGGAUCGCGUCGUGGAUCGGCGACAGCGAAUUCUGGUCGGAUCCGCGGCUCCGGGACGCCACGAUCGACAUGUUUGGCCGAUGCGACGACCUCGACACCGCCAGGGCGAUUUUCCUUGAGAAUCCAACCAGCGCCGCGGGGUGGGCGAAGAUGGUCGCGAAUUACGCCCGAAAUGGGGACUCCCGGACAGCGAUCAAUCUCUUCAAGCAAAUGGAUCUCGAGGGAGUCAAGCCGGUCGCUCUGGCAUUCGUGGGCGCGAUCGCGGCGUGCUCCAAUUCCGCGGCGCUGGGCGAGGGCGAGGCAAUCCACGCGUGCUUCGAGGAGGAGGAACACGCAGACCGCGAAACAGAGCAUGGCCCAAGUACGGACAUGGUCCACAACGCGGCCAUCCACAUGUACGGCCGCUGUGGAUCCUUGGGCCGGGCAGAUUCCCUCUUUCGAUCGCUGCGCCGCCAGAGCGUCGUGUCGUGGACUUCCAUCAUCAGGGCUUUCGCGAGCAACGGGCGCGUGGAUCUAGGGUUUCGCCUCUUCCGCGAGAUGCAGCUCCAGGGGACGCCGCCCAGCGCGGUCACCAUGGCGGAGCUCCAAUCCGCGUGUGCCCAUCUCGGCCUCCUGCGCGAUGGAUUGGACUCGCUCGCGUCCAUGCUGCUCGAUCACGGCAUCGCGCCCACCGCCGAGAACUACGCCUGCAUUGCCGAUCUGCUCCGCCGAUCGAAGGCCCAGGAAGACGAGGACGGGGAACUCUAG
Molecule: messenger RNA, 2019 nt
Organism: Selaginella moellendorffii
Lineage: Eukaryota; Viridiplantae; Streptophyta; Lycopodiopsida; Selaginellales; Selaginellaceae
Product: pentatricopeptide repeat-containing protein At4g20770
Exons: 1
Coding region: 1-2019 (672 amino acids)
Biological process (GO): RNA modification
Molecular function (GO): RNA binding; protein binding
Source: RefSeq, a predicted model, not a curated record